GGGCGUCCCGGGGCAUGCCGGGAGUUGUAGUCCUGCCGCCCCCGCCGUCCCGCCCGCGGCGCCGGGGCCGGCGCCCGCAGCCGGACUACGACUCCCGGCAUCCCCCGCGCCGCGCGCCGAGGAGCCCAGUUGAAGCGGGUGGCGGCGGAGCGCACCCCCCUCCCCCCCGCCAAAAAGCCCCAAACCAAAACAAAAACAAACCGCCCCCCCAUCCCACCUCCCCUCCCGCCCGCCCGCUCGUUCGCCGCCCCCCCCGCCGAGCCCCGGAAAUGGCGGCGCCGGGAGGGGGCUCCGCCAGCCGGGGGUGCUGAAUCCGGCCGCCGCGUCCCCCCUGCCCGUCCCUCCCCCGCCCAUGGGCGAGACAUGGACUACGAGUUCAAGUCGAAGCUGGCGGCCGAGCGCGAGCGGGUAGAGGACCUGUUCGAGUACGAGGGUUGCAAAGUGGGCAGAGGCACCUACGGGCACGUCUACAAGGCCCGCCGCAAGGACGGAAAAGAUGAAAAGGAGUAUGCACUGAAGCAAAUUGAAGGUACAGGGAUAUCCAUGUCGGCCUGUAGAGAGAUUGCACUUUUACGAGAGUUGAAGCACCCUAACGUGAUUGCGUUGCAGAAGGUUUUCCUUUCUCACAGUGACAGAAAGGUUUGGCUGCUCUUUGAUUAUGCUGAACAUGAUUUGUGGCACAUUAUCAAGUUUCACCGUGCCUCAAAAGCAAAUAAAAAGCCCAUGCAGUUGCCAAGAUCUAUGGUUAAAUCCCUACUCUACCAGAUCCUCGAUGGAAUCCAUUACCUCCAUGCAAACUGGGUGCUUCACAGAGAUCUGAAACCAGCAAACAUUCUGGUAAUGGGUGAAGGUCCUGAAAGAGGAAGAGUCAAAAUAGCUGAUAUGGGUUUUGCAAGAUUGUUCAACUCACCUUUGAAGCCAUUGGCAGACUUGGAUCCAGUUGUGGUGACAUUCUGGUAUAGAGCCCCAGAGCUGUUACUUGGAGCCAGGCAUUACACAAAGGCCAUUGAUAUUUGGGCAAUUGGCUGCAUAUUUGCUGAACUAUUGACUUCGGAACCUAUAUUUCACUGUCGUCAGGAGGACAUCAAAACAAGUAAUCCUUUUCAUCACGAUCAGCUAGACCGCAUUUUCAGUGUAAUGGGAUUCCCUGCAGAUAAAGAUUGGGAAGACAUAAGGAAGAUGCCAGAAUAUCCAACUCUUCAGAAAGAUUUUAGGAGAACGACAUAUGCCAAUAGUAGCCUCAUAAAAUACAUGGAGAAACACAAAGUCAAGCCUGACAGCAAAGUUUUUCUUUUGCUUCAGAAACUUCUUACUAUGGACCCUACAAAGAGAAUUACCUCAGAGCAGGCUUUGCAGGACCCCUACUUUCAAGAGGAUCCUCUGCCUACAUCAGAUGUAUUUGCUGGCUGCCAGAUUCCAUAUCCUAAAAGAGAAUUCCUCAAUGAAGAUGAACCUGAAGAGAAAGGGGAUAAGAAUCAGCAGCAGCAGAACCAACAUCAGCAGCAAACAGCACCUCAGCAGCAGCCGCAGGCAGCGCCGCAGCAGCCGCAGCCGCAGCAGCAGAACAGCAGCCAGACCAACGGGACGGCUGGGGGAGCCGGGGCAGGAGGAGGGGGCACGGGCGCCGGGCUCCAGCACAGCCAGGACUCCAGCCUCAACCAGGUGCCUCCCAACAAGAAACCACGUAUAGGGCCUUCAGGCGCUAACUCAGGCGGGCCUGUCAUGCCUUCAGAUUAUCAGCACUCCAGCUCACGCCUGAGUUACCAAAGCAACAUUCAGGGAUCUUCUCAGUCCCAGAGUACAAUGGGCUAUUCCACGUCGUCUCAGCAGAGCUCCCAGUAUCACCAAUCUCAUCAGUCUCACAGGUACUGAGAGCGCUAACGGACUGCACUCAGAAAGGAAUGGACUAAAAGCCAGAAGACUCCAGCAAUAUGAAGUUCAUAACGAUGAGAAGAACCAAAAAUACAAACUAUGAUGCAGAAUUAAAAUUCACCAUGACAAAAGGAAAACUUCACUCACUGAAGACUUCCCUCCCCUCCCCGCCCCCCCGUCCCUUUAUUGCCAUAAAGGAGAUUCUCGUGAAGUUUUCCUUCCUCCCUGCCCCUUGCAUGUGCUCCGUUGUGGUUACUCUAAUGAACCCUUCUGAUCUGAACCCAGCACUUAACUUCUUUAACCUUUGGAAUUUUGAAGGAUUCCUGGUGCACCUUCCUUAUGCUGUAGUGAUUGCCAUAAAUCUGUCUUUUCAAUCUCUUUGAUGGGAUUUUAAAGUUUUAAAAUCUUGAACUCCCAGGCUUUCAAGCUUGUAUAUAGUUAGUUUUAUACUAGGCAAACCAGUUUAGCUAUACAGGUAUAUUGCACCUUUUUAAAGCACUAUGUUAUUUUCACAGGAUAUUACUGUUUUGCUCAUGGAUGUCAAGAACAGCAAAAUUUUACUGUUCCAGAGUAUUUUACUAUUCUGUUUUUAUUAGUCUAGUUUUCAGGCGAGGUCUUAAAAAUAAAAAAACUAAAAAAAUAAAAUAAAAUAAAAAAAAAGGAAAAGGAAAAAAGAAAAAAACCCACCCAAGCCUCUGCAGCGACAAAUAUGCUUCAUGCUACCGGACUGAACGUCAAACAGAAGAUUGCUGAUAUUUCUUAACUCAUUCACAUUGAAUUCUUGAAAUCACAGUGAUCAUGCUCUGACUAGUUUUAAAUUAAGCAUUAUUUUAAAUGAAACCAGGACAGUCACAUAAAAAGGAGAUGCUUUCAGGAUCUGUUGGAACAGAAGAAUGGAAUGUCUUCCCAGGCUGGACACCAAAAUAGUCAGGAAAAUGUAUUUACUGCCCUCAAGUCUCAGUAGGAAUGUGGACGAUGGGCUUGUUUUUCUGUUAAGCAGCUGAUUAACGUAUGUGAGAGUUCUAUAAAUGUAGCUUUCUUUCACAUUCCUGAGUCAAUUUUCUAAACAUAAAGGUGACAGAAAUACGAAGACUUGCGAAAACAAAUGCAUUUAAUCGUUUUAUGUUAGAAUUAAUAACGAAGAGAAAUUAUUGUGCAGUUUGAAAAGCAUGUUGAAAAUCGUUCCUUUUUCAUGUUUAUAAUGCAUAUUCUGUGUCCCUCACAUUGCUGUGAUUAACCCAGAUUAGUUACACCAGAUGCGCUUGAUUGCACUGAAAUGUUUCUUUUUCCCUAGAGCAAACAUGUUUUGAUUGUGCCUAAGGACUGUAAGUGGAUGGGUAGCUGGCAGAGAAUCCCCAGUAAAUAAGCAAGAGUUCAGAAGCGUAAUCAGAGGAUCAUUGUCCAACUUCUGCAACCACAGUUACUCGGAGAGACACAGCAUGUAAUUUGGGACAGCCUCGUUUUUCCUUCAGCCGUCAGAAGUAAGGCUGGGUCUUGUUGCAGGAAACCUGGAAAAUGCAUUUAGAAAGCUACCAGCAAUGAAGCAGCUUCUACAACUGGUGUAGAGGAGGGGGUGAAGUGAGGAGAGUUCAUACGUAAAUGGUUAAUGUUACAGGCUUCUA
Chroicocephalus ridibundus (black-headed gull) is the source of this 3494-nucleotide messenger RNA. It is a transcript of the gene CDK19, whose product is annotated as cyclin dependent kinase 19. The record is from RefSeq and is a predicted model, not a curated record. Gene Ontology annotation, molecular function: protein serine/threonine kinase activity; ATP binding. Gene Ontology annotation, cellular component: cytosol; nucleus. The transcript is spliced from 13 exons. NCBI's taxonomy places the organism in Eukaryota, Metazoa, Chordata, Aves, Charadriiformes, Laridae. Gene Ontology annotation, biological process: protein phosphorylation. Bases 364 to 1872 code for a protein of 502 amino acids.